Messenger RNA from Folsomia candida, 1026 nucleotides. RefSeq lists its product as uncharacterized. Gene Ontology annotation, biological process: tissue regeneration; cell adhesion. The transcript has 3 exons. The record is from RefSeq and is a predicted model, not a curated record. Gene Ontology annotation, cellular component: membrane. The coding region runs from base 338 to 715 and encodes 125 amino acids. Lineage: Eukaryota; Metazoa; Arthropoda; Collembola; Entomobryomorpha; Isotomidae.
UGCAAUGCAACAAUGCAAGCCUACCCUGGCCAACAUCAGCGACUCUUUGCAACCAGCAACAGUGCUUCGGAUAUGUAUAUCGCCAAGUAGCCACUGACUGUUAAUCUGCGUGUGUCUAUAUCUUUCAGGGGUGGUUGAUCCCAUCACCACUUUAAUGAAUCAUACUCUUGCACAAAUGCAAAGAGAUUUACGUUGGAUCCCUUAUCCACUAAAAGAUCGCUAGUUUUACACUCUGAUUGUCCCAAUAGUGAGAUUUUAGGCAGUUUCAUUUCAUAACUUAUCACAAACCAGUGUUUUUUUCUGCUACUUGGGACUACUUUCACUUCGGGAAUUGUCCAUGAAUUUCCACAAGUAUGCGACCCUUAAGACAAGUGGGCAGUUGGUGAUGGAUUUGGGAUCGGUCACCACCCACAUUGCUGCUUUGGUGGCUCUGCUCAAGAGUACAAAUGUGAAUGAUAACCCCUUGACGCAGUUCUUCUGUUGGUUCUUGGUGGGGACAAUCAUUUUCCAAGUAAUUAUUGCCAUCGGUCUGUUUACCUUCAGACAAUUGGAUUUGAACGAAGAGAUCAAUCACACUGUCGCAAAACGGUGGAACAUUGCCUUUUUUGUGGCAAUUUUUAUAAUCUCACUCUGUGAAGCCUUCAUCGGCAUAUUUGAAAAGUUCGGUCUCGAGCAUGGACCAUCCGUCAUCAAUGGGACCACUUCAAGUAUAUAACAAUUUUCCUCUCUCAUGACUAUUAUUUGACAUCUACUUAUUUAAAUUUAUGACAAAUGUUCCCUCACCAGUCUUUUUGUAAGAUGCUUUACUUUUUCGAAUAAUUCAUUUCUCAACAGAUAUUUUUACCGAUAUUAUGAUCACACUAAGAAUAUAGUACAAUAUAAGUUCAUAAGAUCCAUGUUAAGUCUAGGGUAAAAAAAUAUUAUUAUGUAGCUCAGCUCAGAGAAUGCAGAGGCUUAUUAUGUAUGUACGCAUCAUAGUAAAAGUAUGUAGAACAAGCUUGAAUAAAAUUUUGAUACAACGCUAAC